Marmota flaviventris (yellow-bellied marmot) is the source of this 933-nucleotide messenger RNA. RefSeq names its product olfactory receptor 5W2-like. The record is from RefSeq and is a predicted model, not a curated record. Gene Ontology annotation, molecular function: G protein-coupled receptor activity; olfactory receptor activity. Lineage: Eukaryota; Metazoa; Chordata; Mammalia; Rodentia; Sciuridae. Gene Ontology annotation, cellular component: membrane. Gene Ontology annotation, biological process: G protein-coupled receptor signaling pathway.
AUGGAAAGUGGAAAUUGUUCAACAUUAAGUCAAUUCUUUCUCUUGGGAAUCACCAAUAACACUCAAACAAAAGUGGUUCUAUUUCCUGCAUUUCUAGUAGUUUAUCUCAUUAUUCUCCUUGCAAAUCUUGGAAUGAUCAUUUUAAUUAGAGUGGAUUCCCAGCUUCACACUCCAAUGUACAUUUUCCUGAGCCACCUCUCAUUCUCUGACCUCUGCUAUUCCACAGCAGUUGGACCCAAGAUGCUGGUGGACCUUUUAGCCGAGAAGAAAUCAAUUCCCUUUCUUGGCUGUGCUCUGCAGUUCUUCAUCUUUUGUACCUUUACAGACGCUGAGUGCAUGCUGCUUGCAGUGAUGGCCUUUGACAGGUACAAAGCCAUCAGCAGGCCCUUGAGCUAUGCACUAGACAUGUCCAGCAGGGUGCGCUCCCAACUGCUGGCUGGAGUUUACCUUGUGGGACUGGCAGAUGCUUUGAUACACACAACACUAACAUUCCGCUUAUGUUUCUGUGGGUCUAAGGAGAUUAAUCAUUUCUUCUGUGACGUCCCUCCUCUCCUGUUACUGUCUUGCUCUGACACACAGGUCAAUGAGUUAGUGAUAUUCACCAUCUUUGGUUUCAUUGAACUGAGUACCAUUUCUGGAGUCCUUGUCUCUUAUGGCUACAUCAUCUCAUCUGUCUUAAAGAUCCGCUCUGCUGAGGGGAGGCUUAAGGCUUUCUCCACCUGUGCCUCCCACUUAACUGUAGUUGUAAUUUUUCAGGGCACUAUGCUCUUCAUGUAUUUCCGACCAAGUUCUGCCUACUCUCUGGAUCAAGAUAAAAUGAGCUCACUGUUCUACACCCUUGUGAUUCCCAUGUUGAAUCCUCUGAUUUAUAGCCUGCGGAACAAAGAUGUGAAAGUGAGCAUAAAAAAGCUGAAAAAUAAAAUUUUAUUUUAA